UUAGAUCUCCUUCUUCAAUGGCAAGGGAUGCAGUUGGUGGAUUCAGCUUCCGCCGUCUUUGCUCCAUUGUCUCGGUGCUGUGCGCAUGGUCCUUCAUCUCAUUCAUUUUUUGGUGCCAUCGUUAUGGUCCCUGCUAUUCUUUAUACCAAAGAAUGGAGCAGAGCGAUAUCACUGAACUUCUUUCAUUCCCUUCUGCCUGGAAUAAGCUCAGUUUUUCCACAAAUCCACCCCCAAAACUCCUCAAAAUUGCUCUAUUCGUGAAGAAAUGGCCUCAAAGCUCUCAAGCAGGAGGGCUCGAACGUCAUGCUUUGACACUCCACCUUGCACUCGCCAAAAGAGGUCAUGAACUUCACAUCUUCACCACUUCUCCUUCAAAUUCCUCCUUCCCCAGGUACGAAUUGAAUAAUUUAUGCUUUCAUCUCUCAAAGCCAACAGCUUCUGGGUAUCUGGAUCAAGCUCUAGUUUGGAAGCUAUUUCAAACUCAGAACUCAACAGGAAGACCUUUUGAUGUGAUCCACACUGAGAGUGUUGGUCUCAUGCAUACUCGAUCACGUGAUCUUACAAAUUUGGCUGUUACUUGGCAUGGAAUUGCAUAUGAAACUAUCCAUUCUGACAUCAUACAAGAACUUCUGCGGAGCCCUGAAGAAUCACAGGGAUAUGCUUUGGCUGAAAGAGUUACCAAAGUUGUCGAAGAGGUGAGGUUCUUCCCCAGUUAUGCUCACCAUGUUGCUACCAGUGACCACGUGGGAGAUGUACUUAAGAGGAUAUACAUGAUCUCAGAUGAACGCGUGCAUAUCAUACUUAAUGGUGUUGAUGAGGAGAUUUUCAAGCCGGACAUUUUCAAAGGGAAGGGUUUCAAGAAAAAGUUUGGGGUGCCUGAAUCUAAGAAGUUGGUUUUAGGAAUGGCUGGGAGGUUGGUGAAGGAUAAAGGACACCCGUUAAUGUUCGAGGCUUUGAAGCAAAUGCUAAGUGAAAAUGAUGCAUUCAGGCAUAGUGUUGUGAUUCUAGUUGCUGGCAAUGGUCCUUGGGGAGCUAGGUACAGAGAUCUUGGAUCUAAUGUACUUGUUUUAGGGCCACUGGAACAAGCUCAGCUUGCUGACUUCUACAAUGCAAUAGAUAUUUUCGCGAACCCAACUCUUCGCGCUCAGGGAUUGGAUCAUACUUUGUUGGAAGCAAUGCUCUCUGGUAAGCCAGUAAUGGCGACGAGACUUGCAAGCAUUACAGGCUCUGUGGUUGUUGGAACAGAGGUUGGUUAUGCAUUUUCACCAACAAUAGCUUCAUUAAAGAAGACCCUCUAUAGAGUUUGGGAUGAUGGAAGAGGAAAUCUAAGACAGAAAGGUCAGGCAGCAAGGCAGAGAGGCUUGGAACUGUUCACUGCUACCAAGAUGGCAGCUGCUUAUGAAAGGUUGUUCCUCUGUUUAUCUAAUGAUGAGAGAAAAGGAGAAAACUACUGUCAAUAUCAAACUCCACCACACUAA
This is a messenger RNA of Argentina anserina (silverweed cinquefoil), 1478 nucleotides long. RefSeq lists its product as uncharacterized. The coding region runs from base 18 to 1478 and encodes 486 amino acids. The record is from RefSeq and is a predicted model, not a curated record. The transcript has a single exon. Lineage: Eukaryota; Viridiplantae; Streptophyta; Magnoliopsida; Rosales; Rosaceae.